This is a messenger RNA of Diachasma alloeum, 3257 nucleotides long. RefSeq lists its product as uncharacterized. Lineage: Eukaryota; Metazoa; Arthropoda; Insecta; Hymenoptera; Braconidae. The record is from RefSeq and is a predicted model, not a curated record. The coding region runs from base 670 to 2856 and encodes 728 amino acids. The transcript is spliced from 3 exons. Gene Ontology annotation, molecular function: protein binding.
UUACACAUCUGUGUGGAGCGCAUUGCCCAGUAAAUAAACGAGUGAAGUGUGAUAAAAACUCAAAGUCGUGUAAAUUUCCGUUGACAAUCGAAACAAACGACAUUCUAAAUCCAAAAAUACGCUUUGAACCGAGAAAAUCCCCGAGUUGAUGUCAUUUUCAAAGUGGAAAAUCCUCGUGUGUUUAACCUGGGACAAAAAAAGUGCACACUCAAGGCAUUCUCAACAGGGAUGUCCUUCUUUAUGCGUCGCUCGGCAAGUCAGUAAUUCCCCCUUUCUUUUCCCGAGAAUCACGCACGUCACAACGUAGACUCUCCAUCAAUUACGGUUAUAUCUCAACAAUAAAACUGCUAAAAAGUACGUAAAACCGUCAAAUGCAAAAUUAUUCUUUGUCAUAAUCCAUUAAAUAACUAUUAACCUUCAUCUAAUUAAAUAAUCCAAUAAUAUCCCCCGAAAAUAACGCAAAAUACGUGGACAUCACAUGACUGCGUGACCAACCGAAGCUUUCAGCAUAAAAAAUUGUUAACGACGAAUUGAAAAAUUCUUGACAUUCUCACCGAAACAAUUUUUACAAAUCGAGGUACUAAAGUACAACAAAAUUCCAAAGAAAUGGGAGUAUCCUCAUAAUUCUGCCUGCAACGGCAUCGCCCUAAAUGAAUUCGCGAAUGAACAAUGGAAAAUACUGACUGCGAGAAGCCAAAGUUAAAAAAACGUAAACGUGCUGCACCAGUAGCUCCAAAGCUCCAGGUAACAGAGUGUGUCCGUGAGUUCAAGCUGCCCCAGACGUACCCCAGCAUGGCGAACGCAAUGAAAAAGUCGUCAAUGAACGUGACCCUGGAGAGAAUCAGGGGCACCCAGUCCACCAUAAACUUGAAGAUCAAAUCCGGGAAGAUCGACCCAACGAACAAGCUGCAGAAGCUCAAGCUAAAGUCCCCCGAUGGCAGAGAUUUGGGUGAGUUCGACGUCCAGGUGUUGCCCCACAUCACCGGUGACAAUACCCUCUCGAUGCUGAAGAGCAUCAGCCCCGAGGCCUCGAAGAUCCCCCAGCUGAAGGUGCCCGGAGGCAUGAAGCCUGCCCCCACCAUCUCCACCAUCAAGUACCUCCAGAAACCGACGCAGGAGGCGAGGCCGUCUGAUCAGUCAGCGACACAUGGAGUCCUGAUUCCAAUUUCUCCAGUGGUGGUAAACGGGCAGAACUACGGAGUGCAGAAUGGAACUUGCCAGCAGAUGAAUGUGGGCAACAAUGGGGCUGUCGAUGCCUCGAAUGUUCCCUUGAACUUCAACAAAAUGCAGAGUAUGGGGAAUGUCAGCAUCAAGAACACGAGGACUCUGCCGCCUGGGAUGAAGAUCAAGGUGGUGAAUGGUCUGAGUUCGCAGAAGCUGAUUGGAGGGAAGCGAGUUGUCAGCAAGGACAGGAUCAUUGGGAGCAAGAGGAAGUCAUUGGAGACGCCAGUUGCUCGAAUUGAUCCCAGCAAGAUCAUCAAGCUGGACAGCUUGGAGACGGUUAACGUUGAGAAUGACAUGUACUACGUUGUGCCGGAUGAGGAGACGUUGAAGGUCCUCCCUGGGGUGGAGCUGCCGACCCAGGAGACCCUGGAGAACGUCAGGCAGGCACCGAGGAGCUCCUUGGGACGUGUUAAUCUUCUCAGAAGGGAGAAGAAGGAGCCGAAUGCUUCGAGUGGGUCGACCAGGUCUGAAUGCGACAGCACGAAUAUUCCGGUGGUCCAGCAAGGGGGCAGUGAUUUUGGUGGGGAUGGGAAUGGGGAGUCGACGGAGGUCGAUGGGAAUGACUUGAGUGUCCUGGGGGAGGCUCUGAGGUCCCUUCCUGAUGCUGAGUUGAGGAAUAAAGCGCUGGAGGCCCUCAGGAGUGUGGGCAUUGGAGUCGAGAGACUCAUCCCCAAGAAAGCUGUUGAGCAGAUUUCUGUUAAAGACUCGGAGACCCAGACUGAGGUGUUCUGUAUGCUGGACAAGGGGAAGGAGGAGUUCGUGAGGGCUUGUGAGGAUGAAGAGGGACUGGAGAGGAUUCCUCUGAGGGAGAGGCAGGUGGAGGCGGCCGAGGGGGAGGGCAGGAGGGAGGACACGCCACAGGAGAGGUGGAGGUGUGCGUUCGAUGGACGAGAGUUGGACUCUAUGCUGAUGAAACUCGCGGAGGGUGACAGGGUUAAGGAGGUUCAUAAUAUCAUGAAGUACGAUCCGGGGACUGAGAAACUGUACACCCAGCUGCAGAGGGACUUUGCGAAUGUCAGGAAGUUUGAUGAGAAUGGGUUCUUGAAUAUUCACAGGGCCGUUCUCGAUGAGGAUGUCGUGGGGCUCAGGAAGCAACUGAUGCUUUUGAAGGCUUGCAAGAUCAGUGUGGAUAUACCCACGCAGGAGGGACAGACGAGUCUGGAGUUGGCGAUAAAAUUCGUCAAUUCAGAAGAAAUAAUUCGAUUGCUACUCCGCGCCGGGGCAAAUCCUACGUCAUCACAAACAGCUCACGAUUCAGCACUGACGAUGGCAAGCAGAGAGGGGAUGCGUUGUCUCCCUCUGCUUAUCAAACAUGCACCAACACCUGGGGCUCUCAACUACGUGGACUCAAGUGGAUUUGCUGCAAUCCAUCACUGCUCCCAACUCGGAAACUACGAUGGAGUGAUGGCACUGAUAGCAGCAGACGCAGACCUCAACGUUCGCGAUGGCAAAUCAGGAAGAACUGCCCUAUUUCACGCCCUGGAGAACGACGAGCUUAGAAUAGCGAGAGAGCUAUUGACCAGUGGGGCAAAACCGAACCUCCCCAACUUCGCAGGUCAAACGUGUUACCACCUGAUUGACGAGACCAAGCACGUCUCUUUGAAAGAUUUCCUGACGAAAACUACGAAGUAGAAUGAGACUCAUCCAAUCAAAUUUAAUAAUUUUUGGCUCAACGUUCGUCAUCAAUGUAACCCUCAUGUAGAACGUUGGGAAUUUUUUUUUUGUUAAGCACGUUUGUUGGAAGAAUAUUAUUUAUUGUAGGAUUCUAUCGGAUUUUUAUACCAUUUUGGACAUAAUAUUCUAGUCCACAUUAAUUUGAAUUAACUAACUCGGAGAAUCCGCCGUUUAUUUUUCAAAACUGCCUUUUGAGUAGGUGUAAUCAACUGUACCAGGUAAUUUUAAGAUGAACACUCAGAUGGAAGUGCCUAGGUAUAAUCGAUAUACGUAAUUACACUGAAUGAAUUUAGUGAUUUAGAAUUAAGAUGCUACGUUUUCUGUAUACUAUGAUAAUAAAAAUUGUUAUGACGAGUAAA